UUAUUUGUAUUCUUAUUGUAAUCCGUCUUAGAUUAUAACAUAAAUUAGGAUAUAAAAGAGGAUUCAAUUUCGAAAUAUAAAUAUUACUUUUGAAAUGGCUGCUCCUAAAUCUAACUUCUCGGAAGAUGAAUUCGGCAGGCGUUUGGAUCGAUGCCUAACGGACGUUGUUGUUAAAGGAUCAAGCGGUCUUGUUCUUGGAUUGACCUUAUCUGUUCUGAUGUUUAGAAGAAGAGCGUGGCCUUCAAUAAUGGGAGCUGGUUUUGGCAUUGGCGUAGCUUAUAAAUCAUGCGAGAAAGAUUUAAGCCUUUAGUUUAAUACAUAAAAAAAUCGCCUGAAAAUUAAUAAAACAUAAAUCUGAUUUUUUAUGUCGAAAAAUCGAGACAUUAAUGACAUUUAUUUGCAUAUUAGUAGGAUGGUUUUGAAAAAAGACCCAAAAACCGCUGAAUCAAUUUUGACGAAUAAUUUAACAUAGUUGAUUCCUGUAAAGAUUGGUGCCGAUCGAACUGCAAAUAAAAUAGUCGACACCUGCGAUUGAAUGAUAUAAAAAUUACGACAAAUUAUAUUCGAAAAAAAGAAAACAGUUGAUAGCUGUGACGCCAUCCGUACUUUACAUUUUUACUUUGUGGUCUUUUGAAGAUUGAAGAAAUAUUGGAAAAAAAAUUAAUUAACCUCUUUAAAUUGAUAACAUAUAUUCAAUAAAUGUAAUUCAGUGUUUUUUAAUUAAUUUA
Messenger RNA from Anastrepha ludens (Mexican fruit fly), 728 nucleotides. Its product is annotated as MICOS complex subunit MIC10. NCBI's taxonomy places the organism in Eukaryota, Metazoa, Arthropoda, Insecta, Diptera, Tephritidae. The transcript has 2 exons. The coding region runs from base 95 to 310 and encodes 71 amino acids. The record is from RefSeq and is a predicted model, not a curated record. Gene Ontology annotation, cellular component: mitochondrial inner membrane; MICOS complex; mitochondrion.